Aspergillus campestris IBT 28561 is the source of this 1551-nucleotide messenger RNA. RefSeq names its product FAD-binding oxidoreductase. Bases 1 to 1551 code for a protein of 516 amino acids. Lineage: Eukaryota; Fungi; Ascomycota; Eurotiomycetes; Eurotiales; Aspergillaceae. The record is from RefSeq and is a predicted model, not a curated record. Gene Ontology annotation, biological process: steroid metabolic process. Gene Ontology annotation, molecular function: FAD binding; Delta24(24-1) sterol reductase activity. Gene Ontology annotation, cellular component: cytoplasm; membrane. The transcript has a single exon.
AUGGAUUCCCACGAGGCCGCAGUGUCUGCGGUCGCCGCCCAGGUCGAACGAUUCCACCACCGUCAGCAGCCGUUCCGGAUCUACCAUGGCUCUACUAACAGCACGCGCCAGUCGCAGCACAGCGCGGCUAAUACUAUCAGCACGGCCCAUCUCACCCGGGUCCUCGAGGUCAACCGCGACGCUAAAACCGCCGUGGUCGAGCCCAAUGUCCCGAUGGACGCGCUCGUGCACGCGACUCUGGCACACGGGCUGGUGCCGCUCGUCGUGAUGGAAUUCCCGGGCAUCACCGCCGGCGGUGGUUUUUCGGGCACUUCGGGCGAAAGCAGUUCCUUCCGACACGGCUUCUUCGAUGCCACCGUCAACUGGAUCGAGAUCGUCCUGCCGAACGGCGAGGUGCGGCGUGCGUCGCCCACCACCGAUGCGGACCUCUUCUGGGGCGCGGCCUCCUCCUUCGGCACGCUGGGCGUCGUCACGCUCGUGGAGGUGCAAUGCCGCGAGGCUAAACCCUACGUCGAGCUCCGGUACCUCGCCGCACCGAGCAUGAACGCCGCCAUGGACUUGUUCCGCGCAGAGACGGCCGACCCCUCGACCGAGUACCUCGACGGGAUCGUGUUCGCGCGCGACCACGUCGUUGUUUGCGCCGGACGGCUCGUCGAUACGGCGCCCGGUGGCACCAUCCAACGGUUCACGCGCCCGCGCGACCCCUGGUUCUAUCUCCAGGCCCAGCGUCGCGCACCUGUCUUGAAGCCAACAGACUCCACUCCCACCCCGGUGGACUACAUUCCCCUAGAAGAUUACCUCUUCCGAUACGACCGCGGCGCAUUCUGGACCGGUCGAUACGCCUACUCGUACUUCAUCACGCCGUUCAACCGCAUCACACGCUACAUCCUCGACUACUUCAUGCACACGCGCGUGAUGUACCACGCACUACACAAAAGCGGUCUCUCCGACCAAUUCAUCAUCCAAGACGUGGCAGUACCCUACCACGCGACCGACGAGUUCGUCACCUGGCUCGACAACAAAGACACCUUCGGCGCGUAUCCCAUCUGGCUCUGCCCACUGAACCACACGCGCGGCGUAAUGGCCCCAUCCUCCCACGCGCCCCAAUCCCAAUCCCAGCCCACCGACCCCGCCAACUCCGACAGCAACUACCUCAUGAACUUCGGCCUCUGGGCGCCCUCGCGACACGCACGUAACACGCCCGGCUUCGUGGCACAGAACCGCCACCUCGAAGAUAAAGUCCGCUCCCUCGGCGGCAAGAAGUGGCUCUACGCGCACGCAUACUACACCGAGUCCGAAUUCUGGUCCAUCUACGACAAACCGGGGUACGACGCGCUGCGGGAAAAGUACCACGCGUCGUAUCUGCCAGACCUGUACCAGAAGGUGCGGGUUGAUCUGCGCGACGACGGGCGCGGGGGACUGCGGAUUGCGGGGGGUGGGAAGCAGCGGACAGGUGUGUUGGGGUGGGUGAAGGGUUUGCUGUGGGGGGUGUGGCCUGUGAGUGGGCUUUAUGGGGUCUAUCGGGCUUGGAGGGGGGAGAGUAUUUGUUGA